This is a messenger RNA of Pisolithus orientalis, 417 nucleotides long. RefSeq lists its product as uncharacterized. The transcript is spliced from 2 exons. Bases 1 to 417 code for a protein of 138 amino acids. The record is from RefSeq and is a predicted model, not a curated record. Lineage: Eukaryota; Fungi; Basidiomycota; Agaricomycetes; Boletales; Pisolithaceae.
AUGGCCAUGUCAAAUGCUGCUCCAAACCUUGGCAACUUGGCAAUGCUGAUGCCUCCACCGCCAACACCAACUGCUCAUCACAACUCCAAGUUUUCCCCUGCUGGUCCAAGUGUCCAAGUGCCAUCCACUUGGCAGAAUGUCCCUCAGCCAGCAAACCCUCCAGCAAAUGCUGCAUCGGGCCACAUGAUCAUGCUGCCACCUGGCUCCACUGGUUAUAGCACACAGCAUGUGCAUUAUGCAGCUCAAUGUGAACGUUGGGCACACAUGGCUCACAAUCUGCCUCCCCCAGAGACAAUCUCCUUAGAAAUAUGGGCAGUCUUCAAAGCUGGGGGCAAAAAGAAGAAUCUGCGAGCAAACAACAUCAGGAGUAUCUGUGAGGGGCUGAAAGACGUUGAUGCGCUGAGCACUGCACACUAA